Carya illinoinensis is the source of this 1567-nucleotide messenger RNA. Its product is annotated as CRIB domain-containing protein RIC7-like. The record is from RefSeq and is a predicted model, not a curated record. Lineage: Eukaryota; Viridiplantae; Streptophyta; Magnoliopsida; Fagales; Juglandaceae. The coding region runs from base 350 to 967 and encodes 205 amino acids. The transcript has 5 exons.
AGUACCUGAAAAUCCGCUAAAGCUACUGGUUUUCAUUUCACCUGUCACAAUCCGAACCGACACCGCGUCGUCGAACAAAUUCAACCUCAUAAGCGUCCCCCCCUCCUUUCCUCUUCUUUUCUUCUUGAUCCAAUAUCGCUAGAGAUGAUUUUCAGUACAUAUUUUCUUGGUUUUCUUACUAAUACCGAUGAAAUGAGAUUUUUGUCAUCAAAUUCUCCGGCGGUAUGGUCGGAAGAUGUGAUCUGAUUUCAGCAUGCAUGCAACAUUUAGCAAUUUUUGUACAUCUCUCCAUUUUUUAUCUCGAGGGUAAGGUUUCUUCUGGUGCAAAUAGCCAAGUACUUCAGCCCAAAUGGCGACGAAGGUGAAGGGUCUUUUGAAAGGCCUAAGAUACAUUUCACAAAUAUUUGAUGAGAAAGAGCAGGACAUGCAAAUUGGCUAUCCCACUGAUGUAAAGCAUGUUGCGCACAUUGGAUGGGACGGCCCCUCUGCCAAUACGCCGAGCUGGAUGAGAGAGUUUGAGUCUUCAAGGGAAGUUUCAUCCCGGUCUUUGGACGCUUUUGGAGAAGAUAAAUUGUCGUCCAAAGAUAUAAAAAAAGCUGGUGUUGGAAUUGAGGAAUCUCUGCUACGACAUGCUAAAUCAGCUGGAAUUGGCUCAUCUACUAACGGGACUCAAUGGAGCUAUGAUGCCCCAAAGCACUCCAGGCGCCACCACUCGACAGAUGUUUCAUCGGAUUCCCCAAGCCAAGAUUCAUCGGGUAGUUUAAGACACACAAGACGGGGCCGAAAUAUGAAACUUGGAAAUAGCUCGACAAUACCAGAUCUGCCUACUGUCCCCAAACAAUCUCGCCGAAGGAAGUCAAAGGGGUCAUCUGGUGGUGGUUCGUCAAAGUCACAGAGGCCAAAAGAUCAUAAUGCUUCACCCGACAUCCCUUUCAUAGAUAUGGGAUCUGGAUCUGGAUCUGUGUAAGGCUAAAGAACAUUCAGAAAUGUCUAAAUUAGAUUUUGGAAGAGCAGGAAGAGUAGAGGGUUUGAUGAGAACUCGAGGAAACGUGUGAUUUGUGUAAGUUAGAUGUUUUAACCUGAUCUUCUAGUUGAAGAUGUAACUCAAAUGUUAUGACAACUCAAAUGUUAUUUGUCAUUAUAUUCUUCUUUGGAUUUUUGGUUUCCUUCUCACGCUAGUAGCUAGAGUUUUAAGGGUUAAUGAUGGAUCGGUAGUCGAAAGAUUCAUGGCUUCUCAUCCAGGACAUAGGACGAAGCAUUAUGGAAUGGAAUGUCCAAAAAGAUAAAUCCAACAACAUUCAAAUUCUGUGGAUGCCUCUAAGUAUAUCCAUAUCCUACAAAUUCAGAGGUUCCUCUCAAGCUGCAUGCGGUGGGAACACACAGAAGAGAGAGCUGUUGUCCAUACCUAUACGAAUGAUAUCAGACACUGCAGGCUCAAAAAGACUGAGGAGCUUUUCCACCCGGAGAUACUUUUUAGAGCUGUAAUAGAAACGUUACUCGAAUUCCAGAAACUUUCUGAAACGUUGACCAAUAUAAAAGGGAUGCACAUGAAAAACUGUUUUUUGUC